AUGUUUGAACAAUAAUUUUUGGAACAGCGCAAAUCCAAACAAGAACAAGUAGUCAAUACGAAAUCUCGACAUCUAAUUGUUAUGAAUUAGUUAAAGAAGAAAGAAGAAAAUUGGAAUAAUAGAUUUUAUGUUUAAAAUUAAAAUAAAAAUGAAUCCGUGGAAAAAUAGAAGCCAAAGUAGAUCCACAACACAUCAAAGUUAAUUGAAAUUCAAGAUUAUUACAAUAUCCCAGAGUUUCAUAGAUAGUUGUUUUUGAUGUGUCUGCAAACACUACCAAAAAAUAAUUAAGCAAUUCAAUUUGAAAUAGAAGAAAUGUAGCAAAAGAAAUCUCAUAUCUAACUAUGUAUGCAAGCUGUCGAAGCCAGGGAAAAGUGCUUAGCCUUCUUGAUUAAUCACAUCCACUAAAUUUAAGACAACCCUGGAGAUGAGCAACUCCUUCAAAAGAGUGCAGAAUUAAUAACACAUCUCAGGAUCCUCUCAAUCAACGUAGUAGAACAAAUCCUUGGUUGGAGACAAUACCUAAUGAAAUUCCUGGUUAACAUCCAUUCACAUGAGAGCAUUUCACUUCCCUAUCUAUACCUAAGAGAAAACUAUUUGAUCAAGAUGAGAAAGGACAUUCAAUACAUAACCAAUUCAAUUCUAUCAAACUAUUAUCAAUUUUCAAUCAAACCAGAUCCUUUCUUUGUUGCUAUAACCAAAUCAGCUGAAGAUCCCAACAAGAUUGUCUAGUUCAUUUCUAAGCCUCUCUUGAAAAGAAUUAAAAAUUGUGAAAUUAUGAUACAAGACGAAGUUAACUCAAUUUGCAAAGAUGAUAGAUCUAUUCACAAUCAAGCAAACUCAAAGGACAAAAUUCAAAUGAGUCCAGAAAAAGCAAUUCAACCAGGACGCAUAAGACCUCCUAAGAGAUAAGAACAAAGUUAAAAUCAAAAACAUCACGAUCAAAAUGAAAUCAGUAAUCAGCAACAAAAUUCAGUACCUAAAAAUAUCCCAUUAAGAUAAAUAAAUAAAUAAGGAAGUGCCACUCCUUAGAAAUAAAACUCAGUCAAAGUUACACCACAUGAUUCUAAUCAUAAGUAAUAAGCAUAAUAGAGUCCUCCUCAAUCUGAUUAAAAGCAAUCUUCUUCAAUUCAUGCGGCUGGUCCUACAGUUGAACAACAAAAUUUAUUUACAGAAGAUGAUGACACAUUUAAAGUAAAGAAGUGUCAACUAAGUGAUCAAAAUGUUAUUGAUCAUUUAAAUAACAUCAAUGAAGAUUUCAAAAAAUCAUGGAGAGGAGAAAUUUAAUUAAUGCAAAAUCAAUAUGAUUAAUAAGAUGAUAGUUUUUGUUUAGGAAUAUAUUUUAAGGAUUAGAUGUUGGCUUUGGGAUAGUGCUAUUUAGAUUAGUCACUUUAAGAGAGAAAAUUGAUAUUAAGUCACUUUUCGACAGCAGAUCCAUUGUAAUUUCAAAAAUUACUUAAAGUUAUUCUACAAUUCAUUUGGGAAAUCGACCCUUGCUUAGAGAUUAGAAUGUCUUUGUACCAUUACAAUCAGAAUGAUUCAUUCUAAGCCAAUAAGGAAAUUACAACUAAAUUGAAAGAAUUAGGAUUCAAGUGGAAAGUGGUACAAAGUGUUAAUUCUGAAACAAGAUUCACAGUAAUGGCCAUUAGAAGACCUUCUGAUUUAGAUCAGCCGAAAUAGUUUGAUCCCAUAUUUUUAUAACAUCUUUACCUUACUUGCGAUAAUAAUACAAUAUUAAGCACUGAUGCAUUUACUUCAUUGUACUGUCUGACAACUCUGAAUACUAAAGUAGAUUUAGAUGAUGAAAUCAUUCAUUAGCACAAAGAAAAUCUUAUAAGCUCAGAAUUUGGAUUUAAGGGAAUUAAAUUACAAGAACAAACUAGUGAUGAGUUUCAUGCAUACACUAAACAAUAUUUUGAAGGUUUCGAUUAACUUAAUCCGUUCAUUUCUGAAGUUUCUCUUUCAUCAAAUAAAGUGAUUAGCAGUUUUUGUAAAGAAUGUUAUAGAUGGGCAAAGUGUAAAUUAGCUCAGCAUCAAAGGCAUAUCUAUAAUGGAUUUCAUGUUGCUUAAAAUGCUGAUAAUGCAAAGGUUUUCAUGUCUGAUUCAGGAAGCAUAAAGGUUUAUUUAAUAUCGACUGAUUAAAGCAGUACAAGCAUUUUUGUGUUUGAAUGUAAAUUUAUGAAAUAUGUUAUAGAUAAUGAUGAAAUCUCAUUGCAAAAGAUUUAGUCCAUUCUUAAUUAAUGUGGAGCUUAGGUGCCAAUUGAUUAAAAUCUUUAUAUUCCCUAAUUCAUUGUUAAUAGUAAGGUUAAGUUUUCAGAAAAUGUAAUUGGAUUAGGGAGGUUUAGUACUGCUUAUAGACCAAAGAUGGUUGACAUCUAAAAUGCCUAAGGCUAUAUAAUGAAACCUCCUUUUAUUUUUGGAAUGAUAAAUGAAGAUUUUAAUGAGGUCACAGGAAUGCCCAACUUGUUUUUUAAAGUUUAGGAUACUCACUGUAUCUAACUAUGA
Paramecium tetraurelia is the source of this 2502-nucleotide messenger RNA. RefSeq lists its product as uncharacterized. The transcript is spliced from 9 exons. The record is from RefSeq and is a predicted model, not a curated record. Lineage: Eukaryota; Ciliophora; Oligohymenophorea; Peniculida; Parameciidae.